AUGCUGAAUCUGGGUCCAUUUUCUGAGUUUUUGUCCCUUCAACAGCUGCUUGCUCUCAACCCAUACUUCAACCCUCUAGAGGCCCUACAACUCCUUACUCCGGUACAGGAUGCAGAGCUGGUGUUGACUUUUCCUACUUCUGUAGAGAAAUCCGUCGUCAUAAAUAUGGUUUUUGAUUACCUGACUAAGUCUCCUGAUGAGACGGACUUUCGCUUGUUCCUUCGCUACCUUGUCUAUUACCAUUUCCAGGGAAAAAUACCCUGUUCAUCAUACAAACUACUGUUUGCCAGAAUGGACUUGGCCAUUCCUACAGUUUCUCUUGCUGCAGCUUCAGACAUCGCGAUCACCAAGAUGCAGUUAUCCUUGUACACACCACCAAGUUGUCUCAUAUACACUUCAGAGUGCAAUGUUACCAUGACAAACGAAACAGACAUUUGUGUUGGAGUGAACAGCACAGUGCUGCAGCUCCACCUCAGCGGAGGGAUGACCAAACGUGUCUGUGACUUUGCUGUUGAGGAAUUUGCCUGUACCUCACUGUCAACGCUGCAAGCAGCAGAUCUGGCAGCGGUGUUGGCAUGUAAUCGCUCCUCCAACUCCAGCGGCUCGAGACCAGCCUGGAAGCUUCUCCUCUCCAAAGCCUCAAAUGUGCUGGAUGCAGCUCUGGAUCUUCUAACCAACACGACUCUGGACCCCAGUAAUCCUGCAGUUUCAGUGAUUUUAGACUCUAUACGAGAAAUCCGAUUGGACACAUUCAGCACGGCCAGCCUCAACGAUCCCGCCUUCAUCCAGCUGUGGUUCAAUCAGCGGCUUCGCCCAUUCCUGCUCGCUGUUUCCCCCGAUUUCCUCUCAUGUCUCAGCACGAAGGGGUUGGACUGCAGCACCUAUCAGCACAUCGUGCAGAUUUUGAGCAGCGUCCAGCCGCGGAUGACACUCACCAGGCAGAUUUCUGUCUACACACACUUCAUCAAGGCUUACCUGACCUCGAAUAACACAAUAGAAGUUCAAAAUUAA
Molecule: messenger RNA, 1011 nt
Organism: Perca flavescens (yellow perch)
Lineage: Eukaryota; Metazoa; Chordata; Actinopteri; Perciformes; Percidae
Exons: 12
Coding region: 1-1011 (336 amino acids)
Source: RefSeq, a predicted model, not a curated record